This is a messenger RNA of Triplophysa dalaica, 2146 nucleotides long. RefSeq names its product transmembrane channel-like 8 (gene tmc8). Gene Ontology annotation, cellular component: plasma membrane. The coding region runs from base 96 to 2096 and encodes 666 amino acids. The record is from RefSeq and is a predicted model, not a curated record. Gene Ontology annotation, molecular function: mechanosensitive monoatomic ion channel activity. Lineage: Eukaryota; Metazoa; Chordata; Actinopteri; Cypriniformes; Nemacheilidae. The transcript is spliced from 15 exons.
UCUUCUCAGAAGAGCGCACAGUGAACGUCAACGUUUUAGUUGUGGAGUUGUGUGUGUUUGUUGGGCUGUGUGUGUUUGUGUAUUUGUGAGGACGCAUGAUGGAGGAGGAAGAACCAGGGACACCACACUUCCAGAGACUCAUAUCAGAUGAGAGCGUGAGCUCGGUUCAGUCGAGUGACUCGUGCGACUAUCAUCACACUGAGAUCUUUGCACAGUUACCCAGCUCACUGGCUCACCGACAACAGCAACACGACCUUCAUCCGGAUGAUGAGCAGCGGAUGCUGGAGAGCAGUGUACCGCCACAAGCUCUGCUGGUGUGUAUGAAGAUCAAGAGACACAUCCACUCCGAGAGAGCUGAGCGAUGGCAACAGAAACACCCUGCUGGCAGCUGGGACUCAUGGAGGAAGAAACAACAGAUCACCAGACGCCAUUUGAAGGAGCACAUCAGCCAGAAGUUGUCGGGACUGUUGCUAUGGGGACACACACUGCACAAGAUCCAAGGUCGGUUCGGCGUUGGAGUCAAAGCUUAUUUUGUGUUUCUGCGAUAUCUGUUGUGUUUGAAUGUGUUGUAUUGUGUGAUCAUCGGUGGAUCUGUGCUGACACCGACACUGAUGUUCUCAGAGAAACCCGUGAGCAACCAGACAUUUGGAUUCAAAGACAUUUUCGUAGGAUCAGGUGUUCUUGAAGGGUCUCACUCUCCUGUGUUUCACAGCUUCUACGCACGCGGCUCUCUUGAUUUCCCCUGUAUGAACAUUCCCAUUCUCUUUCUUCUCGGCAUGAUGUCAGUCCUCCUCCUCAGCAUCAUCAUGGUGGUCCGCAGAACCGGGGUGGGCUACAAACACGUGUGGUUGACUGGAAAUCGCUUCAGUUCUAACUUGAGCUAUAAGGUCUUUUGUGGAUGGGACUUCAGCAUUCAGAAUGAAAAAGCAGCCGCUUUGAAACACACGUUUAUCAGUGACGAUCUGAAGAUGGAUCUGGAAGAGCAAAAGUUUCAUGAGGAUGUCCAGAAGCGAACGAUAAAGCGCUGGAUUCAGCUCAUCCUCCUGCGGGUCGUUCUCAACAUCCUUGUGCUGCUUCUCCUGGCCGGUUCCUUUAUUCUCAUAUAUUACACCAUCACUGAGUCACACAGUCAGAAGUAUCAGAACCUUGACUGGAUUCAAUCACUGUUGUUGGAGUAUCUUCCUCCAGUGACCAUGACAAUAGUGAACUAUGUGUUGCCGCACAUCUUCAGUGAGAUGUCAAAAUUUGAAGAUUACUCGCACGCUACUCACCUGAAUCUCACUCUGAUCAGGAGUAUUUUUCUCAAGCUGGCGUCUUUGGGCAUCUAUCUGUUCUUUUUCAUCCGAUCACCGGAUCCUAAACAAAAGUGUCCAGAGAACGCCUUCGGGAAGGAAAUGUACAAACUGACUGUCUUUAACUUCCUUGAGAGUUUCUUCAGCGUGUUCUGUGUGGCCUACCCGAGGAUGUUAUUGGUGAAGAGAUGUUUGUGGCUGAAGCAGAAGUUAGGCCUGCCUCAGUUUGAUAUCUCCUCUAAUGUUUUGGAUCUGGUGAACAGUCAGACGGUCACGUGGGUGGGUGUGUUCUACUGCCCCCUGCUGCCCGCCAUCAGCGCCGUCCGGCUUCUGCUGCUCCUGUACAUCAAGAAGUUCACAUUAAUACAUUGUUGUGUCCGGGCUCAGAGAAUAUUCCGGGUGGCCAGUUCAUCGGUUCUCUUUCAUUUCACUCUGAUGUUGGGUCUCUUCAUGUCUGUCAUCGUUCUGGGUGUCAACAUCAACAGGUUUGUUCCGGGCGGCUGCGGUCCGUUUGAAGGCAACAGAAGUGUGUUUAAUGUGACGGCUCAGUGUGUAGAGACGCUGCCCGCUCCCGCGCAGAGCGCCAUCAGUUACGUCACAUCUAAUGCCUUUGCGUUCGCUCUCAUACUGGCUGAAAUGGUCAUACUGACGUCAUACAUGUCUCGCGGACGAGCGAACAGUAAAGCCAUCGAGAGAUGGAAGGAGAUGUUGGUGAUGUGCAGUUCUGAUAAGCGCUUUCUGGCGAAGAAGCACAACACGAUGCAACGACAGAAGACACCACGCAACAAGCAUGUACAACACUGAUGCAUAAAAUGACUGAUCUCAGAUCAGAGUUUGUAUUAGCGAAGUCAGAG